Molecule: messenger RNA, 711 nt
Organism: Kwoniella shivajii
Lineage: Eukaryota; Fungi; Basidiomycota; Tremellomycetes; Tremellales; Cryptococcaceae
Exons: 4
Coding region: 1-711 (236 amino acids)
Biological process (GO): regulation of pentose-phosphate shunt; negative regulation of glycolytic process
Cellular component (GO): cytosol
Molecular function (GO): fructose-2,6-bisphosphate 2-phosphatase activity
Source: RefSeq, a predicted model, not a curated record
AUGCUGCUUUACUUUGUCCGACAUGGACAGACUGAAGACAACGUACAAGGUAUCAUCCAAGGACACAAAGAUACACCCCUCAACGCGCAUGGUCGUAAAGAGUCAGAGCGUUUAGCUAAAAGACUGAAGGAUCUUGACUUGCAUGAAGCUUGGGCUUCUCCACUAUCAAGGGCGAAAGAGACUGCCGAAAUCGUGCUUCGAAAUCAUCCAGGCACAGAAUUGAAGUUACACGAUGGAAUUAAGGAACGUGGACUGGGGAGUAUGGAAGGACGUCGGAGAGCUAGAGGUGAACAUGCACCUGCCGACGCAGAGAGUACUCAUGAAUUACUGCGUCGAGUAACAGAAUGGUUCGAUUUGUUCCUUUCAUCACAUAUACCACCUUCACCACUCCCUUCCUCGCCGUCAAUAUUCACAUAUCUCGACAAACACCGUCAUCUGACUAAGGAUGACGAGAAAAUCAUAAUGAUAGUCUCUCACGGAGCAUGGUUAAGUUGUCUUCAACAACUCAUCACCCAUAUACUCAAAUUCAAAAUUUCAAAUAAAGUCAAUUUACAUCAACCUUGUUACAAUACAAGUGUGAUGACUGUGAGAGUAGAAUAUAAUCAUGAUAAACAUAAGUGGAAUGGGAAAGUUGAAAGUUGGGGUGAUAUCGCUCAUCUAAGAGAUAUGGUGAAUGAGGAGGUUAAGGAAGUUGCGGAUGAUGUGCGAUAA